CUCGGUAAAAGAGAGUUAAUCCUUUGAUCAAGAUUCCCAAUUUCUACCCAAAUGCCGUUGUUUUCAUUUGAUUGAAGCUCUCAGCCCUAAUUCCCCUCACCUUUAUGAUCUGACAGUGAUCUUUAAUCAGUUUGAUCCAACGAUCCUCGUUAGAAGGCGUUUUUGCUUGUAAAAAGCACAGCAGUCUCUGUAACGGUGAGGGCAUAUAUGGUAAAAGGCUGUCUUUUGCUCUGGCGUUAUGAUAGGUGCUCUGGCAGGUUCAUAAGCAUUACUAGUUCCAAAUUCUCUGAAACAUUACUGCAGAAAACCCCCUGAGGCUCGGAAAAAAUGGCUCCCAAAGUUCUAAUGGUUGCAGAGAAGCCAAGCAUUGCUCUCGCAAUCGCUUCAGCUCUUUCCGGUGGUCGAAUGUCAACCCGAAGAGGUAGUACCGAGGUCCAUGAGUUUGAUGGAAUGUUUUUGGGGUUUCCGGUGCACUAUAAAGUGACAUCAGUGAUUGGUCAUGUUUUCAGUGUAGAUUUCCCAGCACGUUUUCAAGAUUGGAAUUCUACGAAUCCUCUGGAUCUCUUUGAUGCACCUAUUGUUAAAUCAGAAUCGACACCAAAGGCUCAUAUUUGUAGGCAUUUAAGCCAAGAAGCUCGUGGUUGUGGACACUUGGUAUUGUGGUUGGAUUGUGAUCGUGAAGGAGAAAAUAUAUGUUUUGAAGUCAUUGAGUGCACCGGAUUCCAGUCAACACCUGGCAAGAAAGUUCAUCGUGCUCGAUUUUCAGCUGUAACUGAGAAGGAUAUUUUGAAAGCCAUGAAUAGCCUUGUUGAGCCUAAUAAAAAUGAGGCACAGGCUGUGGAUGCCCGUCAAGAGAUAGAUUUGAAAGUUGGAGUUGCCUUCACACGGUUCCAAACAAGUUAUUUCAAUGGGAAAUAUGGAAACCUUGAUUCAAGAGUGAUCUCUUAUGGGCCAUGUCAAACUCCAACCCUUGGCUUUUGUGUGCGCCGUCACCUGCAAAUUAAUACUUUUAAGCCAGAAAAGUUUUGGACAUUGCAUCCUUACAUAAUGUACAAGGGCUAUGAACUAAAAUUAGACUGGCAGCGUCACAGGUUAUUUGACUCAGAUGUCACACAGAUGUUCAGAAACUUUGUAAAAGAGGAUGGGUUCCUGAAAGUUAUUGGUAUAUCCGAAAAGCAAGUGUCAAAAGGUCGCCCCACAGGUCUCAACACAGUGAACCUUCUGAAGGUUGCUUCAAGUGCUUUGGGCUUUGGACCCCAGCUGGCUAUGCAAUUGGCUGAGCGUUUAUAUACACAAGGCUUCAUCAGCUAUCCCCGAACGGAGAGCACUGCAUAUCCGGCUUCAUUUGAUUACAAAGGCACUCUUGGAGCCCUAGCCCGCAAUCCAGUUUGGGGUGAUUAUGUUCAGCAACUUUUAUCUGAUGGCUAUCAUAAGCCUCGAUCGGGAACUGAUGCAGGUGAUCACCCUCCAAUAACUCCAAUGUCUUCGGCUACCGAGAAUAUUCUGGGGCAUGAUGCAUGGAAGCUCUAUCAAUACAUUUGUCAACAUUUUCUUGGAACUCUUUCUCCAGAUUGCAAAUAUACAAGGAUAAAGAUUGAAUUUGAAUCUGGUGGAGAAUCAUUCUACUGUGUUGGGCAGCAUGUCUUGGUGAAAGGAUUCACAUCCAUUAUGCCAUGGUUGGCAGUUACCGAGAUAAAUAUACCUCAGUUCACUGAAGGGCAGAAAAUUGACAUAUCAAGAAUUGAAGUAGACGAGGGAAGUACACAACCUCCAGAUUACCUUAGUGAAAGUGAACUUAUCUCUUUGAUGGAAGAGAAUGGGAUAGGGACGGACGCAUCCAUCCCUGUACAUAUUAACAACAUAUGCGAACGCAAUUAUGUACAGGUACAAGCUGGAAGAAGAUUGGUUCCAACUGCUUUAGGUAUCAGCUUAAUAAGAGGCUACCAACUUAUAGACCCAGAUCUCUGUUUGCCUGAUAUUAGAAGUUUCAUCGAGCACCAGAUAGCCCUUGUAGCUAAAGGACAAGCAGAUCAUUCAUUAGUUGUUGAGCAUGUGAUAGAGCAGUUUAAGAGGAAGUUUAUUUACUUUGUCAAGCAGAUUGAAAACAUGGAUGCGUUAUUUGAAGCAGAAUUUUCUCCACUCUCGGACUCCGGACGCGUGCUUAGCAAAUGUGGCAAAUGCUUACGGUACAUGAAGCACAUACCUACCCAACCGUCACGGCUGUACUGUGGGACAUGUGAAGAAAUUUAUUAUACUCCCCCGAAGGGUACAAUCAAGGUAUCGCAUAUAUCACCUGAACUAUACAAGGAACUCACCUGUCCUCUGGAUAACUUUGAGCUUUUGAUCUUUUCAAUGCCUGGUCCAGAGGGUAAAUCGUUCCCAUUCUGUCCUUACUGUUACAACAAUCCUCCAUUUGAAGGUAUCGAUAAUUUAUUUGGUGCAAGUAAAAGCAGUGGUAGUGUUAAGUUGGGUAAGGGAGCUGGCAUGCCGUGUUUCCUCUGCCCACAUCCUACCUGCCAGCAUUCUAUGAUAUCCCAAGGUGUUUGUGCUUGCCCAGAGUGUGAUGGUACACUAGUGCUUGACCCUGUCAGUGCUCCCAGGUGGAGGCUGUAUUGCAAUAUGUGCAACUGUCUUGUUUCCCUUCCUGAAGGCGCUCAUAGAAUCUCCACGACUAGGGAUCAUUGUCCUGAAUGUGAUUCGACUAUCAUAGAGGUGGACUUCAACAAGAAGACUACCCCUUUGAAGGAUGGAGCUACGUUACACAUUGGGUGCAUUCUUUGUGACGAAUUGUUGUAUUCACUCGUUGAGAUGAAGCAUGGGAAGUCGUUUUCAAGAAAAGCAAGACACAGAGGACGGGGCAGGGGAAGAGGGCGAAGAGGUUAUAGUGGAAGAGGAAGGGGCGGCAAGAAGCAACACGAUCCAAGAAUGAGCUUCCGUGAUUUUUGAACGAAGUCAUGUCUACAUUUUUAAAAUCUGUUGUUCAACUACAUGUGGAUUAGUUAUGACUCUCAUUUCAGCAUGACAUGACCAUGAAUACGGCCAGACGUACAGGACCGGACAAUGGUGGUUUGGACACACAAGAUUUGUUGGAUUGCUCAGAAGAUAAGUUUCUUCUACCAGUAGCUGAGACAAGGGUGAAUACAUUUGCUGGGAAUCCUUUAAAACUUGUUUGAAGCAUACUGGAAUGCUUUGUGGCGCGGACGUAAUGUAGGGGAAAACUUAUUUUGUAGGACGAUAAUAGGCUGGUGUGGAAUUUCCUAUUUCAUUGUGAAGACAUUUUUGAUGGUAUAAAAGCAUUAAUAGUGAGUA
This is a messenger RNA of Sesamum indicum (sesame), 3309 nucleotides long. RefSeq names its product DNA topoisomerase, type IA, core. Gene Ontology annotation, cellular component: nucleus. Gene Ontology annotation, molecular function: DNA binding; DNA topoisomerase type I (single strand cut, ATP-independent) activity. The record is from RefSeq and is a predicted model, not a curated record. Gene Ontology annotation, biological process: DNA recombination; DNA topological change; DNA repair. NCBI's taxonomy places the organism in Eukaryota, Viridiplantae, Streptophyta, Magnoliopsida, Lamiales, Pedaliaceae.